AUGUCUCUCUCGUCUGCUAAUCUCUUCUACAACAAAACAACGGGACCAAAUUUCCGCUUCUCUCAGAUCGGAAGCCUCCUCUUUCACCUUCAAUCUACGCUUCCCCUCCCACCUUUUUUGUUCGAUUAAUGUUUAAUUAAUCAACAAUCAAUCAGUCGCCAUUAAAAUUCUCCAUCUAACCCUACAUUUCUCUGCUUCUUUACGCUCUCUCUAUCUCAAAUAUCCUACCAACAUAACACCCACUUAUUUAUUAACAAGCACAGCACUCUCUCUCUCUCUCUCCCCCCCAUUAUAUUGCAAUGCAGGAACCUUGCUCUGAGGGGAUAGGGAGGCUCAGCUGCUGCUUCCAGUUUAAGAACCAGCAGAUCCUUGCCUAGUCUUUUUGGGUUUUCUUGGGGGAUCUUUUAUGCCCCUUUAUGGCUCAGUAUGAAGUGGCCAUUUGAAUUGGUACUCUUCUUGUCGUUUUUCCGGUGUCACAUUUUGAAUGCGAUGCCUUCCUCUCGGACUUAGAUGCUCGGAUCGGAGGAUUUCUAAGGUGGAAUUUUGUGAUUGAUUCUGGGUUUGGAUCUUUUGGAUAGUUCUCCUCAAGAAGUUAUGUCGAGGAUUGCUAAGUGGAAGCUUGAGAAAACAAAAGUUAAAGUUGUCUUCCGGUUACAAUUUCAUGCAACACAUAUUCCACAAGCUGGGUGGGACAAACUCUUUAUUUCCUUCAUUCCUGCUGAUUCUGGAAAAGCAACAGCUAAGACUACAAAGGCAAAUGUGAGAAACGGGACCUGCAAAUGGGCAGAUCCAAUCUAUGAAACUACCAGACUUCUUCAAGACAUUAGAACAAAAGAAUAUGAUGAAAAGCUCUAUAAGCUUGUAGUGGCAAUGGGCUCUUCACGAUCUAGCCUCCUUGGAGAAAGUACAAUCAAUCUUGCUGAUUAUGCUGAUGCACUCAAACCUUCUACCGUUGCACUUCCUCUUCAUGGAUGUGAUUCUGGAGCUAUGUUACAUGUUACUGUACAACUGUUAACUUCCAAGACUGGUUUCAGAGAAUUCGAGCAGCAGAGAGAACUCAGGGAGAGGGGGUUUCAGACAACUGACCAAAUUAGUCCUGAUCAAUCUUCUCAUGGAAAAUUAUCAUUUUCUGAAGAGACUCUUAACAAUCAGAAAGACAAGGCCAGUUCAAGGGUUAGAUUCAAAGAAAAAGCGAGAGAGCACCCUUCAGUUGAAGUAGAAAUAGGGCUAAAUGAAGAAUGCACAGAAUCAGCAGUUGGAUUUGAUGGAUCUUCUAAUACAUCAGAAAGCUUAUAUGCUGAGAAGCAUGAUACAUCCAGCACACAUGAAAUUGACAGCCUUAAGAGUACAAUUUCUGGUGAUUUGGCUGGACUUAGUCAAAGUCCUAGGCAGCUGAAAGGAGACACUCCUGACCCAAGUUUUCUGGCACAGGGUACAAGUGAUUGGGUUCACAGUUGGGGUUCAGACUAUUCUGCAGAUAAUGAUUUGGCAAAUGCAUAUGAAGAAAAUAGCAGACUUCGAGGAUGCUUAGAAGUGGCAGAAUCAUCUAUCAAUGAACUUAAGCUGGAAGUAAACUCAUUACAAAGUCAUGCCGAUGAAAUUGGUGCUCAAGCAGAAACAAUUUCCCAGCAACUUGUGGAAGAAAUUGCUUCAGUUGAACAAUUGGCAAAAGAGGUUUCUCUACUGAAAUUGGAGUGUUCAAAGUUGAAAGAGGAUCUUGAGCAGCAACAAGUUUCUAGAACAGGUCCUUAUAUUUCCUCCAAUGGAGAUACUGAGAAGGACCUGGAUCGCUUCUUUCGUGAUACAGAGCUCAGGUGGCUAAAAGGUCUUUCAAUUGUUGAGGAUAAGAUAAGAGAACUUAGAAAAAAGGCAUGCUUGGGAUACCAUGAAAGGGACUUCAGGUUUUUUAACUCAGAUUUAGAUUCCGUACUUGGUUUUCUCCAGGAUCUAAAACAAGGAACUGGAAAGCCAAUCUCAUUUCUCAACACAGUACCAUCUGAAACAAUUAAUACAAAGGCAAGCAGAGAAAUGGGUGUACAUAAACCUGAGGAAUUUGCAUCAGGAAUGGGGUUUGAUGUGGACUUGUAUCAACCAGAACUAGGCAUGCUUCACUGUCCAAGUAUUCCUGGGCUUGUUGCUCAUGACCCUGAUUCUUUAGAUGCUGCUGCACUCAAAGGAAAAAUAUUUGAACUUCUAAGGGAGUUGGAUGAAUCGAAAGUCGAAAGGGAAAGCCUUGCAAAGAAAAUGGACCAGAUGGAGUGCUAUUAUGAAGCUUUGAUUCAGGAGCUUGAGGAAAAUCAGAGACAGAUGUUGGGAGAGUUGCAGAAUCUCAGAAAUGAACAUGCCACUUGCCUGUACACAAUUUCAUCUACCAAGGUUGAGAUGGAAACAAUGCACCAAGAUUUGAAUGAGCAAAUAUUAAGAUUUGCUGAGGACAAACACAAUUUAGAUUCCCUCAACAAAGAACUGGAAAGAAGGACUGUCGCUGCAGAAGCAGCACUCAGAAGAGCACGCUUGAAUUACUCCGUUGCUGUAAACCAUUUGCAGAAGGAUCUUGAGCUACUUUCUUCCCAAGUUUUAUCUAUGUAUGAGACAAAUGAGAACCUCAUCAAGCAAGCCUUUGGGGAUUCUUCACAGUCAAGCAUUGAAGGAUACCCAGCAGUCUUACAGAAUCAGAUACUGGAUGCACAGGAAUUUCAUUCUACCAAAUAUUUGCAGUGCCAGAAUCAGAAUGCGGGGGAGAAAAAACAACCCUUGGGUGGAGAUACUCUUCUGGAGGACUUCAAGAGAUCACUCCAUCUGCAAGGAGGGCUUUACCGAAAGGUCGAAGAAGAGCUUUGUGAAAUGCAUUAUGUCAACAUGUACUUGGAUGUGUUCUCGAAGACACUACAAGAAUCUUUGCUUGGAGCAACUGCUGAUAUUAGAAUUAUGAAAGAGAGGAUGAAUGAACUUACAUGGCAGCUAGAGCUUUCCAAUGAAUCCAAGGAGUUAUUGCUUCAGAGGCUGCAGACUGCUAUGGACGAGGUUUACUCCCUAAACGAGUUCAAGGCCAACUGCAUUGCCAAAUGCAAUGACAUGGCUCUUCGGAACCAAACUUUAGAGACAGAUUUACAAAAUAUAACCAAUGACAAUCACCUUCUUGUCCAGAAGAUAGCUGAAUGGGAAUGCCUGAUUAUGGAGUAUGAGAAAAAGUAUGCAGCUUGUGUUUUGGAGAAAACUGAUUUAGCAAAUUCGUUAAAGAAAGAAGCCCUGGAAAAUGGAAAUCUUCGAGCUAAGAUUGUUUCUUUGCAGGAGGAAUUGAAAACUCUGGAAACUAAGUUUGAUGAACAAGCUAUUAGAAAGGAAAAUCUGCAAAACAUUAUUGAUUCUCAGCAAAAUAAGUUGUUGAUCUUAUUGUCAUCUUACAGCAAAAAUUUCAGUGGUUUGUCUCUCCAGUGUAAAUCUAUUGAUUCUCAUUUGGAUGCCACGGACUUGACAGGCGUUGUUUUGCAAUUAGAAGAGCUCCAGCGUAUUGCAUGCAGAAAGAUUUCCCAACUCCUAGAAGAGAAUAAAAAUCUAAUGAGUGAGAAUGCUAAGGCUCAAUUGUCCUUAAGCACAGCAGAAUCAGAUAUCCUGGUGACAAAACAGAAGUUUGCACAGGAGUUGAAAGAAAUAGUUAAUAAACUAGAUUCGUCUAAUGCCCUUGUCCAAAAGCUUCAGUUGGAUGCCGAAGCUAUUUCAUACAGACUUCAUGUUAGCUCUGAGGUUGAGGAAAGCUAUCAACAGCAGCACAGAGAACUUUGCUCUGGUUUUGAUCAUUUGGAAAUUGAGGUUCAGCAACUUGCUUCUAAGAAUGAGGAACUUUUCCAAGAUAUCUUAGAAUUGGGAACUUCAAUUGAUGAACUUCGAAGAAGUAAGCUUACUGUUGCAAAACUAGCUGAGGAGAAGCAAGCUUUGGUAGCAUCUUUGCAGGAUAAAUCAGAGGAAUCCUCCAAGCUUGUUUCUGAAAUUGAAAAUUUGAGAGGAAAUUUGCGGUCUCUGCAUGAUGAGUUGAAUACUGAGAGAAGCUUGACUGAAAGUAGAAUCACGGAUCUUACUACGCGAUUAAAUGAGAAAGAUUUGCAGUUGCUAAAUUUUGGCAAGCUGACAUCUGAAGUGGUCCAUCUCAAGCAAUUGAUCUCUGAUCUUAAAUUAGAAAAAUUGGAAAAUUGCAAUCUCUUGUUGCAAUAUGAGGAGAUCUUUAAAAAUAGUCGGCGAGAAGCUUCUUCUAUUUCUGAUCUGGAAUCUCAGUUGUCUGACAUGCAUGAACUUCUAAUAGCUGCAGAUGUGAGACUCAUCUUCACAAGGAAUCACUCUGAAUCUUGUGUUGAGGAGCUCGUUGAGAAACUCGGCGCCUCUGAUAGAUAUGUCACUGAGCUUCAAAAAAAGCAUCAUGACAUUGAGGAUGCACUUGAUCAUUCUCUUACCAAGGAAGUACAGAAUAUGGAAGAACAUGCAAGAUUGUUGAUGACUAUUGGGUCAUUAAGAUCUGAGUUGCAGGCUUCCAUUGCAGAAAACAGAGCACUUCUUGAUAAAAACAGUGCUAUAAUUGUGCAGCUCGAGGAAUACAGAAAUAGGGCUGAGAACACAGAGAAUGGUUAUGCUGAAGAUAGAGGUCGAUAUGCUAAUGAAAUUAAAAAGCUGAAGAACUUGUUGGUUGCUUCCAAAGAAGAGAUUGAUAAUUUGUUGGUAUCCAGAGAAGAACUUGAAGUCAUAGUUACGGUGCUAAAAGCCAAACUUGAUGAACAUGGUUCUUGGACAACAUUGCAGGAAAGGCAUAAAGAUGAACUUACCGUGCUGCAAAGCCAUUGCAAUGACCUUACUCAGAAGCUCUCUGAACAGAUUUUGAAGACAGAAGAGUACAAAAACUUGUCCAUUCAUUUGAAGGAGCUUAAAGACAAGGCUGACGCUGAAUCUAUGCUGGCCCGUGAAAAAAGAGAAUCUGAAGGGCCAUUAUCAGCCAUGCAAGAGUCACUGAGAAUUGCAUUUAUAAAAGAACAGUAUGAGACAAAAUUGCAAGAACUCAAAUAUCAGCUGUGCAUCUCCAAAAAACAUAGUGAAGAAAUGCUGUUGAAACUACAAGAUGCCAUUGACGAAAUUGAGAAUAGGAAGAAAUAUGAAGCUGCUCACUUAAAGAGAAAUGAAGAAUUGGGUUUGAAGAUAUUGGAACUUGAGGGUGAGAUACAAGAGUUAAUUUCAGACAAGCGGGAAAAGUUAAAGGCUUAUGAUAUGAUGAAGGCUGAACUAGAAUGCUCAGUAAUAAGUCUUGAAUGCUGUAAGGAAGAAAAACAAAAACUUGAAGCUUCUCUGCAGGAAUCCAAUGAGGAGAAGUCCAAAAUUUCGGCCGAGCUUAAUUUGAUGAAAGAAUUAGUUGGGGGUUCCAAACUGCCCUUAAAUUCUCCAAAGCAAGGAGAGGAUCAAUCAGACAAAGAAGGUUGUGCAUCUAAUAAGUCAGUUCACAGAAAUAUUAACCAGAAGAAGUUAAUUGCAGCUACCUUAACUGAUGAGAAGGCAAGUGUGUACAUGGUUCCUAAUAACGGUCAGGCAGGAAAUUUGAAUCCUGAAGUUUUGGACCAAGAUGGUUCAUUGGAUUGUGACGAAUCAGAAUACACGCACUCCCUUCCCAGUAUUCAUGCUGAUCAUUCCAAUACCAUUAUGAAUGCACAACCGCAGAAAUAUAGUUCUGUAGCUAGCGGCAUCAGUGGAAAUACAAGUCUAGCAUAUCUCAAUGAAGAGAACUUGCUGCAAAGUGAAAGGGAACAUUUAGCUUCAACCAAUGAACAGUUUGGAGCCCAAACUUUGAAAUCAAGCUUGGAGCACUUAAACAACGAGCUGGAGAGGAUGAAAAAUGAAAAUUUACUUCUCCCUCAAGAUGUUCAUCAGUUUGAUUCAAAAUUUCCAGGUUUAGAAAGGGAACUAAUGCAGUUACAGAAGGUAAAUGAAGAAUUAGGAAGUAUAUUUCCUCUAUUUAACGAAUAUUCAGGCAGUUGUAAUGCAUUAGAAAGAGUUCUAGCUCUGGAAAUUGAGCUUGCUGAAUCUUUACGGGCAAAGAAGUCAAGCAUCCAUUUUCAGAGCUCCUUUGUUAAGCAACACAGCAAUGAGGAAGCAAUAUUUCAAAGCUUUAGAGACAUCAACGAUCUGAUUAAUGACAUGCUGGAGCUAAAGGUUAAGUAUGCAAGUGUGGAGACUGAACUAAAGGAGAUGCAUGGCCGUUAUUCCCAAUUAAGUCUUCAGUUUGCAGAGGUUGAAGGAGAGAGACAGAAACUUAUGAUGACUCUCAAGAAUUUUCGAGCAUCCAAGAAGGGUUAAUAAAUCAUUUGUGGACAGCAUCUCGGGCUGAUAAUUCAUAAUUGAUGUUAACAAGCCCUCCAUAUUGCUAUUCUUGCACCUCGUAUCUCUGCACAACCAGACAAUAGGAUUGAAGUAAAUAUUCAUGGCUCCCGCGGUGCUUCAGGAAUGAAACUGUUCAUUGCUUCAUCAGGAAGUUCAGAAGCUGUACUUAAGUGUAAAUAUGUAUAUGUGCCGGUUUUUCACCUGUUACUAGUAUCAUAAGGUAUAGAUACGAAUGACAUAUUGACUUUUUUUUCAUUGGUUUAAGCUCUAGUAUUAUAUAGUUAAUCAUAUUCUUUCAUGAACAGAAUCAUUAUUGUUCAACAAGGAAGAUGUUUUUCCUUGACCCCGUUCCUUUUCCGCUGUUCUGUCUGCUAUUGCAGCUCUGAGUUCCAUUCUCUUUUGGGAAGUCAAAUUCAAUAGCUUCAUUGAUUAAAUGUAUGAUGAUUCAGUGUAAUUAAAUAGCUUAUUGGCCUGCUUCGGGGUCUCCAUCUCUUCAA
Molecule: messenger RNA, 6848 nt
Organism: Carica papaya (papaya)
Lineage: Eukaryota; Viridiplantae; Streptophyta; Magnoliopsida; Brassicales; Caricaceae
Source: RefSeq, a predicted model, not a curated record